This is a messenger RNA of Sphenostylis stenocarpa, 1301 nucleotides long. The record is from the annotation of a GenBank genome assembly. NCBI's taxonomy places the organism in Eukaryota, Viridiplantae, Streptophyta, Magnoliopsida, Fabales, Fabaceae.
AUGGAUUCUGCAGUAACCCUUCCCUCCCAUUCCCAAAAUCACACCUCCAGUCCACAGCAAGUCCGCAUCAACGGCUUUCUUGUCUAUACUCGCCGUAAGCGCUCUCUCCAUUCCGCCAAUGAUGCCGCUAAGAGACUCAAAACUGAAGAAAUUAAAUCCGAAGCAGCUCUAGACGCCGUUUUCAAGCUCCCCAAGGUUGAGUCCCAAGACGGUGCCAUUUUUGCGGAGAAAGAUUUAACUAAGGCAGAAUUGAAUACCAAGAAAGAGAUCGUCAUGGUCAACAAGAAGCCCGUCACCGUCAAGGAACUAUUCGAAACUGGUCUACUCGAAGGGAUUCCAGUAGUUUACGUUGGUUGCAAGAAGGAUUCAACUUCAGAAUUGCGGGGUAUAAUUACAGAUGGUGGAAUCUUGUGCUCAUGCCGACUGUGCAAUGGAUGCAAGGUUAUUCCACCUUCCCAAUUUGAGAUUCAUGCAUGCAACAUAUAUAAGAGGGCAGCACAAUAUAUUUGCCUUGAAAAUGGGAAGAGCCUGCUUGAACUGUUGAGAGCAUGCAGGGCAGCUCCGCUCCAUACUUUGGAGACUACCAUUCAAAAUUUUGAUGCUUCCCUGCUUCCAAUGUGGAAAGAGUGGGGCUUUUGUGUCUAUCUUGCGUGGAAUCAAGAAAAUCUGAAAGCAGUUCUAUUCAUGCUGUUGGCAAAAGAGUCAGGGGCUAAUAAGCUCUUGUCGAUUAAGAAGAAACUAUUGAUGGAAGGUAUUUGGGAAUCAGAAGGUGAUGUUAACCCUGUUUGGGAUGGGAUGUCUAAGAAUGUUCAUAGAGUUUAUGAUUGGUCAAUUAUUGUAAGCUUGUUCGCCUUCGUAGCUCUGUUCAUUGUUGCUGUUGUUUGCACUCGCCACCGUUCGUACUCUUUGUCGUUCACCCUUGUUGUUGUUCAUGCUCGUUAUACGUUUGCCUUCAUAACUUGUCCCCUCGGCCAGUAUUAUUCUCCCGUUCAUGUUCUUGUUGUACAUCUGAGUUGUGUAUAUCUCCUCAAACUAAGAGACACUGGAAGACGAGAACAAAGUUGGUAUCAACGAAUACAUAAAUUAAUUUUUGAAGAGGAUGGAUUGCCUAAUGGAGCUGAAGUAGCUUAUUAUGCUCGUGGACAGAAAUUGCUUGAGGGUAUCAAAACACGAUCUGGAAUUGUCUGUAGAUGUUGCAAUACUGAGAUCAGCCCCUCACAGUUUGAGGUCCAUGCAGGCUGGGCUUCACGCAGGAAACCUUAUGCAUACAUCUACACAUCAAAUGGGGUGUCACUCCAUGA